AUGGUAGACGAGAAGCGGCUGAAGGACCAACUGACCCGGAUGGGAUUCUAUGCGGUCAACACCCUCGGCGACGGCAACUGUCUGUUCAGGGCGCUUUCCGACCAGCUCUACGGCACCCCGAACCGCCACCUCGAGAUCCGCCAGGAGGUGUGCGGAUAUCUGGCCCAGCACGAGGCCCGCUACAAGGCCUUCGUCGACAUGGACGAGGACGAGAGCUGGGAAUCCCACCUCGAACUGAUGGCUAAACAGGGAACUUAUGGGGGCCACUUAGAGCUUUCUGCGUUUGCAAACUUCCAUCGUCGACCGAUCAAGAUCAUCCAACCAGGGAUGGUGUAUGUGAUCAGCUAUGAGGACGAAUCGCCGGGCUCGAGCUCGCAGAAAAAGGUUAUCAAGGGGAAGCUCAAGGGGAAAGGCAAGCGAUCGGAUGAUCCGGGACCGGUGAUGUCCCCUGCCGACACCCCCGUCUAUCUGGUCUACCAUCAGUGGGAACAUUACAGCAGCGUUCGUAAUCUCGAUGGGCCCCAUUCUGGGAUCCCUUGUAUCCGAGAGCGGGACCUGGAAAGCACGGCAUGCAUGGAGCCGAGCGGCCCGGUGGGCAAGAGCCGGAAGGCGAGCAUGAUGAGCUACCGCGAAUGUUCGUCGUCGCCGGCCUCGGCGGGCUCGUCCUCGACGACGACGACGACGGGGAGCGAGGAUACAGGGGGGGAGCUGGAGAAGCAGGCAGCGGGCGGGCGGCCUGGCUCUUCGAGUCUGUCCGACCGGCCCCGUCGGACGAAGAAGACCGCCCAACGCACCUCCCCCCUCUCCAGACCCCCUCAGUCUUCCCUCCCGCCCCCGCCCCUCGACCCUCGUCAGAUGCUCAAACCCCUCAGCAAACGCGCACUCAGACUCGCUCGACGGAACCAGAACGCUUCCAACCCCGCCGCUUCCUCCGCGCAGCUGUCUACCCAGAUCGACUCCGUCGGCCUGUUGAGGGAACUCAAAGUCUGA
This is a messenger RNA of Puccinia triticina, 990 nucleotides long. RefSeq lists its product as uncharacterized. Lineage: Eukaryota; Fungi; Basidiomycota; Pucciniomycetes; Pucciniales; Pucciniaceae. The record is from RefSeq and is a predicted model, not a curated record. Gene Ontology annotation, biological process: protein deubiquitination. Gene Ontology annotation, molecular function: cysteine-type deubiquitinase activity. Bases 1 to 990 code for a protein of 329 amino acids. The transcript has 4 exons.